AUGGAGGUCCCUGUAAUUAAGCUUGGGGGAAAGCUUGGGAGUUCCUUACAAAUUGACCUUGGCGUGAAUACUGUUGGGGAGCUAUUGCAGUUCUCAGAAGAGAAGCUACAAGAACGUUAUGGCGUAAAUACCAGAACUUGGUUAUGGAACAUUGCCAGGGGAAUUAGCGGGGAAGAGGUAGAGGGUCGCCUUCUUCCCAAAAGUCAUGGUUCUGGGAAGACACUUCCUGGCCCCCGGGCUUUGAAAAAGAUUGCUUCAGUUGAACACUGGCUUAAUGAACUUUGUGAAGAACUGAGUGAACGUCUUCAUUCUGACCUGGAGCAGAAUAAGCGAAUUGCACAUACACUCACUUUGCAUGCCAGAGCUUUCAAGUCCAGUGACUCUGAGUCGCAGAAAAAUUUUCCUUCCAAGUCAUGUCCAUUGAGGUAUGGCUCUGCCAAGAUCAAAGAAGAUGCCCUAAACCUAUUUCAAGCGGGGUUACGUGAAUACCUUGGCUCACACAGAAUCAAGGCUCAGGGAAGUCACUACAAUGGAUGGGGAAUAACUUCUCUUUCUGUUACGGCCAGCAAAAUAGAUGCUAUUCCAUCUGGGACAUGUUCAAUCAUGAAAUACUUUCAUGGCCAAGAUCAGUCCAACUGUUCGUCCAAGCAAGUGAAUGACAGAUUUGUCACAGAGGCUGCACCAUUGUCACCCUCUGGAACUGAAAGAUAUCCAAAGUUGCAUACAACUGAACUGCCCAUAGAAUUCCGUGAGGAAGAAACAAGGAUUAGGCACAUGAUGCUUUCAUCCAAGAAACUUCAGCAUUGUCAUCCUCAGGUAGUGAUCUUGCUCCUUGGCUUUGAUCCGGUCAUUCUUUUCCUUCUACCUUCUUUGUUAAUUUCUUUUGUUUUCAUUUUAUCUUCCUUUUGCAUUAUUAGCUCAUGGAUUUGCAUUAGCAUAUCAUAUGGUCAGUUUUAUUUGCGUUAGUCUUUUGGGUCUGUUUCUUAUUGAGA
Molecule: messenger RNA, 992 nt
Organism: Camellia sinensis
Lineage: Eukaryota; Viridiplantae; Streptophyta; Magnoliopsida; Ericales; Theaceae
Source: RefSeq, a predicted model, not a curated record